This is a messenger RNA of Monosiga brevicollis MX1, 893 nucleotides long. RefSeq lists its product as uncharacterized. Gene Ontology annotation, biological process: transcription by RNA polymerase II; transcription initiation at RNA polymerase II promoter. Bases 1 to 828 code for a protein of 275 amino acids. Gene Ontology annotation, cellular component: transcription factor TFIIF complex. Lineage: Eukaryota; Choanoflagellata; Craspedida; Salpingoecidae. The record is from RefSeq and is a predicted model, not a curated record. The transcript has 8 exons.
AUGGCCUCCUCAACGCGGUCUGCCGAGGCUGAGGCAGCUGAUGUGCCAGAGUCAGCGGUCACGGCUCAAUUUGCCGAGUCCAGCAACAUGCUUUACUAUCUGGUUGAGUUCCCCAAGGGUGUGGGCGAGCUCCUUGAUCGUGCCGAAGAGGGCGAAGAGGUGGCUGCGCUGCAUUUCGGUACCAAGGAGGGACCUCCCACCGAUAAGCGCGGUCGCGGUGCCAUUUCUAUGGAACAACAUAUUGCCGUGCGCCUUCAUCCCGAGUUCUUGGAUCAGCAAUACCUGCAGGACAAGGUGAUCAUCCCAUCCCUGCUCACCGGCACGUACGACGAUCUGACCUCUGACAGCAGCAGUCAUGUCGUGUAUCAAGAAGAGAAGCCCGACACGCCAACCGCUUCCACGGCUACGGGCGAGGUCACGGUUCUGGGCCAUAGUGUUGCCCGUCUCAAAACCCGGUACACGCCACGUGGCAGAGAGUUCGAUUGGUACCGCCACAGCAUUCGGGAUCGUCAUGUCGAAACCGAUGUCACCCGUGAUGGCAUGAAUUCUGGCCGGCCCAUGAAGUUGAAGCUCACGGCCAAUACACAGCUCGAUCGCGCCAAGCGCGCCAAGCUGCAAAAUCGCCGUGUGGCCGACAGUGCAGAUGCCAUUCAGCUCCAACUCAUUCAGCAGUUUGCGAAAUAUGAAUACUUCACCAUUGAUGAGCUGCAAUCGCUGAUCAAACAACCUCGACAGGCUUUGCAGGACGCGCUGCGUGAAAUCGGUGACUACGAAACCAGCGGCGAGCACCGCAACAAGUGGCAUCUCAAGGCUGAAUUCCGGUCCUGAUGCAUGAAUGGCCGGAUAUGACCAGUGUUGAGUUUCCUUUGGAUGAAUAAAUUUAAUGAUGGAAC